Mesorhabditis belari is the source of this 792-nucleotide messenger RNA. Lineage: Eukaryota; Metazoa; Nematoda; Chromadorea; Rhabditida; Rhabditidae. The record is from the annotation of a GenBank genome assembly.
AUGCUAGCAGAGAUUUCUGCCAUUUUCCUUCUUCUUCGAAUAUCUGAUGCAGCGACACCUGAAGUGCUUUCAUGCUUGCGCUUAGAGAAAAGUCCAUUGGAAUCACCGCAUUCAAGAGUUGUACACGUUGAAGAGGAUCGACCAGCCUAUUUGCAUUGCUCGGUGCCAGAAAAUACAAAUCACAUGGUUGCUUGGUCUCGAGCCUCGGAUGCAGCUCUGCUCAUCGCUGGUACUGAGACUUUUACGAGUGAUUCACGAUUUCAAAUCAGCAUACGCGAAGCGGAUUACGUCUUAAUAAUAAGACAAUCACUGCCAAAAGACUCGGGCUGUUACCUUUGUGAAGUGAACACUGAACCUGACAGCAUAAUUGUCCCUGUUUAUUUGAAUGUUUCUCGAAAAGAACCGAUAGUUCCCCAAUUGAUGCCCAAAAAACCAGGGAAAUUGCUGGCAAAUAUGCAUGGAAAUGAAGUGGUGCUGAAUUGCACCUUUUCGCUUGAUGGAGGCGGUGGCGAUGAAGAAGUACAUUGGCAAAAAGACGACAAAAUCAUCGAUCUCAACAACACACAAAAAUAUGUUUGGAAAGUGAAAAGAGAAGCAGGGAUACUUGUUCAUGAGGUGGUGAUCCGAGGAGCAAGCGAUGCCGACGAUGGAGAGUACGCGUGUGUGAGGGGACGACAGAAAGCCACCCAAAUUGUUCAUGUCAAUCUCAAAGCCGAAGCACAAACCUCUCGAUCAUUUGAAAGACGACUCACUCAAGCGAUUUCUUUCGUUUCCCUAGGUUUCUUAUUUGUA